AUGGCCGCAGCCAGACCUGUACAGGAGCAGAGCUCCCAGGCCCGACGCCUCACCAUCCUCGAUCUUCCCGAGGAGACUCACAGGGAGAUCUUCAACCACUGCAACAUGUCCGAGCUCGUCUGUCUGGCCCUUGUGUCCAAGCACUUUCAUCACAUCGCUUCCGAGAUUAUGUACCGCACCCUCCAUUUCUCUCUCCCAUACCAUGGCGGUAAGCUGUGCGAAGACACCCUGGCUGCUUGCCUCAACACCCUCACCACCAGCGAGUACAACUACGCACGUCACCUCCGAGAGCUCUUCAUCGAUGCUUCCUAUGGAACCGGCCCCGAAGCCGACAGGACCAUCGCACCAUACGUCUAUUCUGAGAGCUGUGGAAAAUUCCUGAAUACCCUUCUUCUCUUAACCCUCCGCAAGACCAAGGGUCUGGAGAAGUUCUACUGGGAUGUCCGGAUAGAACUGGGCCGACCGGUUUUCAGAGUGCUGCACCAGAUCCACACACUCUCCGACGUCCAGAUCCGCCUCCAAAAGGGCCCGUCGAUACACGAGACUUCGGCAUUCUACAAUCCCUUUACGCCUGCACCCUCUCCAAUUUCUGCUCAGCUGAAGACACAGUCUCGUCCCAGCAAAGUGCCGAAGCGAGGACUCUCACGGGCCGAGCCGCCCACCAUAUCUGGUUUCAAGAAUCUCAAAGUUCUCUCUGUUCUCGACAUCGACGCCCUCGACGUCAUCACCGAGAUCAAACCUUGCUUGCGAAACUCGGCCGGGACUAUCAUUGAGCUCAGUCUAUCUUUUUCUGAAGCUCUGGCUUCCAAGGCACGCAAGCCGCCGCCCGAUACCGACUCGGAAGAAUCAGACUUCGAUGACAUUGAAUUUAACGUUCCCCUAAGUACUACACUGGCCGAUGCUGAACCUGCUACCACGAACCAGGCGCAUGCAUCAUCGAAGCUCCUGUAUGCGCAGGAGGAAAAGUAUAGGCAGGAUUCUGCCUUGAGCAGGAUAUUCGACCUGGAGCCGUUCCUCCUUCGACAGCAGCCAAAGCAGCCGAAAGUCAGCGCGAAUGGCAGUGCAUCUAAUGCAAGCUUGGCUUCCGACUCAAAUAACAGCAGGGUUGAGUUUGCGAACGCUGUCCGCGAUAUGACAGUGCAGCUUUUAAAUAGCACCGUCAGUGGAAGCAACAUUGGGGAUCAUUCAAAGAUGCUGGAUACAAUCGAAUCUGCCGCCAAGAAAUACAUAGAUUCGGAAGAUGCUAAGAGCGCCCAAGAAAAGAAGGGUGAUCAAGUCAAGGAGCACGGCCAGAGCAAGAAAGGAAACGCUCUGAACACCACCGACACGAUCGUCUCAGAGUCCGGCCUUGACGGCUCUGCAGCAGAUGAGAGCGACAAGGAAGUAAGCCUUUUCAGAGACGGAGACACGGUCACCAAGCUCAAAAGUAAGGGUGCAGACGUCAGCCCGGAGGACAUUGACGUCGAGGAACCGGAGGGCCAACUUGUUCUCGAGGAAGGUUCAUGCGACAGGGAUCUGGAAGACUCAAGCGACAAGGAAGCCGAUCCAGAGCUGCCGACCGAUUCUGUAUUAGCAUCUGCAUCUGCUUCCGGACAGGCUCAAAGUAGCCCACAAGGCCAAUCUAGCACUUGGGGUGGCCAGCAAGAUCCUUUGGCGGAACCAAUAAGCGAUGACAGCAUAAACAAAUUGGCGGCCGAUAUCUCUGCCCAGAAAGCUAACUUAAAAGCCUUGCUGGACAGACUGGCAACAUUGGAGAAACGGGCACUUACUUCACGGAAAGGGCUCGAGGCCAUGUACAGUAUGCGAGACGAUGUUGAGCCGCAAGUUCUGCUGGAAAUGGAGAGGCGAGAACAAGCCUUGCACAAAGACAUUCAGCGUCUCUUCCAAGAGACACGAACAGUUGCGGCCGAAGUGCGGGACAUUGAGGCUAGCAAGCCUGCAUCAAAGACAGGUCGUGAGACGCCUCAGGAGGCUUCUGCUGCCGAGACUCCUGAUGCUGCCAACUCAGCGCAAGCACACAGUAAUCGUCGACUCGUCGACAAGUAUGUGCGGUCCACGCGCGGUAUAGUGUUGGAGGAACUCAAUCUAAGCCUCAUUCCUGUCACGGCAUCGGUGUUGUCCAAGGCCAUUGAUCUGCACACGCUGGUGCGCAUUACCCUGCUCAACGUCGGACCACAGGCGCCUAUCUGGUCGCUCUUCUCCAGAGAGAACAGGUCGCGGCCGCUGGCGCUGCGAUCGAUCUUUACCGACAAUGUGUCAACGGUCUUUCUGGUUUUUGUCGCACAGCUCGAAGAGGUGCAUACGUUGCUCUUGCUGGAGCGAGAUGCAAACCACAAGCCCGAGAGCCUGGCGCCCAAGACAACGACCACGAUCAGCGAUAUCCGGCACAUUGUUCUGAAGAAACACGCCCGUCACCUGAAGAAGCUCAUGAUCAAGAAUGCCGCCAGCCAAGACUGGGAUGUGGACGAGGCGACGAUAAAGCUCCUGGGCCGACGUGCACGGAAUCUCGCAGAGCUGGCUGUCAGCAUGAAAAUGCAAACGAUUCACGAUCUCAUACUACAGCUGCCCAACUUUAUGGGGCUUGUGGCUCUCAAUAUCAUCCGGUUACGGAAUGAUGAUACGUGCGUGUGGGUGACACAGGAGAUCAAACGGUUCAUACUCGACACCGUUGCGCACUACCCGCAUCUCAUACUGGAGUGGCUGGCCAUCGACAACAACUUGUCUGUAGAGCGCAUCAUGCGUGUCAGCCCGAAGAAGAUGGUCGAGGCCAAAAAACAGAAGAAGAUGAAGAAAGCAGGACAGUCCAAGGGCAAAGAGAAGGCGACGAACACCCAAUGGUCCGGCUCUUUCGAGACCAAUGGGUUCUCAAAGGGCAGCGCAGCAAGCAAGAUCUACGACAACAGCGACGAUAGCGACAGCAGCAGCAGCGAUGGCAGCGCCCCGUACAAACAAGCCAAGCUUCAGCUGGAACACUGCCAUGUCGAUGACACCUGGGACAUUUCGAUAUUUGACAGGGUGGUCAGAGUCGGCCGGCUGUAG
Messenger RNA from Grosmannia clavigera kw1407, 3039 nucleotides. RefSeq lists its product as uncharacterized. NCBI's taxonomy places the organism in Eukaryota, Fungi, Ascomycota, Sordariomycetes, Ophiostomatales, Ophiostomataceae. The record is from RefSeq and is a predicted model, not a curated record. The transcript is spliced from 5 exons. Gene Ontology annotation, molecular function: protein binding. The coding region runs from base 1 to 3039 and encodes 1012 amino acids.